CACCCUCUAUGCCGAACCCUUUUCCAGCUCCGGGUGUAUAAGCUUUUAACGCAUCCGAUUUGAACUGGUUCACUGAGGUAUUUGAUUGGCGUGGAUGUUGGUGUUUAGAUAGAGUGAUGGCGAUUUUUCAGAUUUGGGCCAUUUUGAAAAGCUUGGGACGAUUUUUGGAUGGGCGAUUUGUGUCUCUGGUGUUAGCAAUCUUGGCACUGGCCCUCUUGAAGUACAGAUCCCGCACCUCGAAGCGAAUGCCAAAUGGACCUCUAGGAUUACCCUUUAUUGGUUACAUCCCCUUCAUGGGCCGAAAACCCUACCUGACAUUCGUUCGUCUUGCCCGGCGAUACGGUAGCAUCUUUAGCGUCCGUCUUGGUACCAAGCUCGUAGUGGUGCUGAACGGAAGGAAAGCAAUCAGGGAGGCGUUCGUCACUAAAGGGCAGUCGUUCGCUGGGCGGCCCGACUGGGUCUUAAACCGGGUGAAUCAGGGAAAGGGAAUUGCCAAUCAGCAGGCCAACCAACUAUGGCGGGAUCACCGACGGUUCGUAUUGUCUGUCAUGCGCAGUUUUGGUGAAGGCCGCACCCAGAUGGAAAACAAAGUAACAGAAGAGGUUUCCCACUUCGUAGCUGAGCUUGCCUCCCAUGAUGGCAGCCCGAUUGACAUGACUUACCUUGUCCAGCUUACCUUCAGUAACAUCAUCUGCUCCGUCUGCUUCGGGCAGCGAUACAAACCCUCAAAUCCAGACUUUAAGCACCUCCUGCACAUGGCCGAUGUGUUCUUCAAACAUCUCACCAGUGCGAGUGCUGUUAACUUCUUCCCAUUACUCUGGUACAUUCCCCUUCGCGGCCAUCUUGCCGUCAGAGAGAUGUACACCGGUAUCUCAGAAUUCGUCUCAGAUAGAGUCCAAGAGCACAAGUCGAGUCUUAACCACGACUCACCACGAGAUCUUAUCGACAUCUACCUUAGCGAGAUAGCCAAGAGAGACCUAUCUGACUCUAAUAAUUACAGCAAGGUAGAGACUGGUUUCACCGAGGAUUACAUAAAGCACGUAGUGACGGACUUGUUUCUUGGCGGGACGGAAACAGUGAAUGCGGUUGUACUGUGGAGCUUUGUGUGCAUGGUCAUGUAUCCAGAUAUUCAGACACGUAUACAAGCAGAGAUAAAUGAAGUAGUAGGGAGUGAUAGAGUACCUACAAUGGCCGAUAAGACGCAUCUACCGUUUACACAGGCAACUCUUCUAGAGCUACAUCGGCGUUGCAAUGUCAUCCCUUGCGCUAUUCCACAUGCAACGACAGAAGAUGUCGAGCUAGAAGACUUCAUUCUACCCAAAGGAACCACCGUUAUGGCUAACCUGUAUUCUUCACACAUGGAUCCUGAGUAUUGGCAGGACCCAGACCGGUUCGACCCUACCCGUUUCUUAGACACGAAUGGACAACUUAUAAACCAUGAGUCUUACAUGCCGUUUUCAAUAGGACGCAGGGCAUGUCUCGGGGAGCAGCUGGCCAAAUGUGAAAUAUUCCUGGCCUUCACUGGUGUUCUUCAGAGGUUUCGUCUUGAACUACCUAAAGGUGACCCACACCCAAGCCUGGACGGGUUACCAGGGAUCACACACCUGCCCCGAACUACCAGACUCAGAGCUGUCCCAAGAAAAUGAGACUUUCUUUAAAACCAAUUUGUUUUCAAUCUCGAAGAAUAGUUUGUUUUCCUUUACGAACGCUCUAUUAAUCUCAGGCACUGGACAAGUCUUUUGGUAAUUGUCAAAGACAAGUACUUGGUGUAGCCUAUCCCAAAAGGUGCAUAAAACAACAUGUCUGUGAAAAUGUUGACUCAUUUGGUCAUCGAAGUUGUAA
Molecule: messenger RNA, 1842 nt
Organism: Asterias rubens (European starfish)
Lineage: Eukaryota; Metazoa; Echinodermata; Asteroidea; Forcipulatida; Asteriidae
Product: cytochrome P450 2U1-like
Exons: 7
Coding region: 117-1646 (509 amino acids)
Biological process (GO): xenobiotic metabolic process
Cellular component (GO): intracellular membrane-bounded organelle; cytoplasm
Molecular function (GO): oxidoreductase activity, acting on paired donors, with incorporation or reduction of molecular oxygen, reduced flavin or flavoprotein as one donor, and incorporation of one atom of oxygen; iron ion binding; heme binding
Source: RefSeq, a predicted model, not a curated record